Durio zibethinus is the source of this 2079-nucleotide messenger RNA. RefSeq names its product E3 ubiquitin-protein ligase RSL1-like. The record is from RefSeq and is a predicted model, not a curated record. Gene Ontology annotation, biological process: protein ubiquitination. Lineage: Eukaryota; Viridiplantae; Streptophyta; Magnoliopsida; Malvales; Malvaceae. Gene Ontology annotation, molecular function: ubiquitin-protein transferase activity; zinc ion binding.
AAAGCUCAUAGAAUUAUAUUAUAUAUAGUUAUACACCAAUAAAAUUUUAUAUUAUGAUUUUGCUUUUUGUCCCACUCACAGCCGAUGAAAGAGCUUUUUCCCAUAUACCGAUAAGGCACAAAGUCUAGUCAAGAGGAAAGAAGGGAGACCUCAAAGUCAAAAAGUUUUUAUGAUUAACUUCUUAAUGAAGUAGUUCAAUCAGGCUAGGGAUCUUCAAUGCUAAGUUACUUGGAAAGCCAUGCUACUUCCUCCAUUUUGUACCUUGUAGAGAGACAGUGACCAAAUAACUAAGCAAGAGUCUUUGGUAUUAUGGCACAAAUCAUACCAACAUCUGAUCUUGAUUUUGUGGAUGAUUUUUACUACUCAGCACUCUUUGAUGUAGAUGAAGACGAAAUCUUUCCUCCAUCUGAUGCCAAGUAUGCUGAAGAGUUGCAGUUUCAAGAGGCUCUCAUGUCAUCCACGAUCUAUUCACAAGUGGGUAACAGCAUCUCCGACGCAUGCAUCACCCAUGCUUCAUCCCCAAUAUUAAUCCAAGCCAUGCCUCAGUCAGAGUUAGUGGCGAUAGGAACAACGGACGCUGGUGAAUCCUCCUUGAGCUUCUGUGAGAUUUGUGUUGAAAGGAAGGAAAGCGAUCAGAUGUUCACAACAGAAAGCUGCGUUCACUCUUACUGUUCUGAGUGCAUAACCAAGCAUGUUUUGGCUAGGAUUGAAGAAAGGAUAACGAUUAUUACGUGCCCAGGAGUGAAUUGCAGGGCUGUGUUGGAACUCGAUACUUGCAGGCCUGUGCUUCCAGAGGGGCUAGUCCAUCGCUGGGAAGAUGCUCUCUGUCAAGAGUUUAUUAAUGCAUUCCAGAGAUUUUACUGUCCUUUCAGGGAUUGUUCAGCCCCAUUGUUGAAUGAUGAUGGAGGAGAAGUUAUUAGAGAAUCUGAGUGCCCAUUCUGCCAUAGAUUGUUCUGUGCUCAGUGUCAUGUGCCCUGGCAUACAGGGAUUGAUUGUGAAGAUUUCCAGAGGCUUAAUGAGGACGAAAGAGGGAAAGAAGAUCUCAUGGUGAGGGAACUUGCCAGGGAGAAUAAAUGGUCUAGGUGCCCCAAGUGCAAAUACUAUGUGGAAAGGACAGAAGGCUGUCCACAUAUGACUUGCAGGUGUAAUUUCCAGUUUUGUUAUGGUUGCGAGGAAGAGUGGAAUAACAAUCAUGGUGGCUGCCAGAGGAAUUGAGAGUACAACUAAACUAGACUACACCACAGUAAACAUUAUACCUCUAAGUUGUUUUUAGUCUCUGAAAGAAAUUGUUUGCAUCAAAUGUGAAGAAGUCUAAUUUGGUUUAAUGUUCUAGUUCGUCAAGAACAAGAAGAACAAAUGUACUGAGGUAUGAACUAUUUGCUCAACUUGCUACUGAGAAUCGCUUGGCACUAUUCUAAAAGUUUGUGACAGAUGUUUGUCCAUUGGAGCUUGUUCUUGAUCAAUCAAGUUACCAGUUCAUUUUAUAGUAGUCUUUUUGUUGCAUGCUUAAAUACGCAUUAAAACAGAAGUAUAAAACCAUAAGAACUGCAUGGGAGAAGCUAUCAAAGAAGGCAUCAGAUAGAGUGCUGAACUCUUAGUUUUAAUAAUCAGGAUUCAAGUGCUGAUAACCUCUCUUGGGAAACAUAUUAUCAUUUUCAGUAUUUCACUAAAGCAAGUGAAAGAAUAAUCUGCUAAUUUACCUUCCACAACAAUGCUUAAUAGAAAAGGAUUUUAAACUUUCUUGUGCCAUGCAUGAGUCAUUGAAUUUUCAUUUAAGUGUUUGAUUAACUUUUUCUGGAAGAAAAUAUGCUAUAUAGCUUUGGCAAACAUGCUUUUGAUCUCCUGCAUUGUGUAGGUAACAAGGCAAAGAUCAGCUAACUAGACAAAUUUCCGUAAACAAAAGGUGUGCUUUUGGGCUCCGAAAUUGCCCAAAAGCACUUACCUUACUGAUAAUCAUAGGCCUUUGGUCCACUAGAAGAUAAUUUUAGGCACUUUCCUCAGUGACUGCAUCCAAACUGUGGCUAUUGUUCGUUUUCAUUUAAAAAUUUCAUAAUUUUAUUUCGAAAAAAAUUUUAUAAA